AUGGAGCGUACGGAGCUUGCUGGUGAGAACAACGAUCUGCCUCGUCCUCCGCCGGAUCUUGCUGUUGAAGAGAACAUCGACCUGGGAUUCUCUGAGGUUGCUUUCGAUAUAAACAAGCUGGAAUUUGCUUUCCCCUCCUUGGCACGAGCCACCUGCUGA
Prunus armeniaca (apricot) is the source of this 159-nucleotide messenger RNA. The record is from the annotation of a GenBank genome assembly. Lineage: Eukaryota; Viridiplantae; Streptophyta; Magnoliopsida; Rosales; Rosaceae.